Hyphopichia burtonii NRRL Y-1933 is the source of this 850-nucleotide messenger RNA. RefSeq lists its product as uncharacterized. The record is from RefSeq and is a predicted model, not a curated record. The coding region runs from base 8 to 427 and encodes 139 amino acids. The transcript has a single exon. NCBI's taxonomy places the organism in Eukaryota, Fungi, Ascomycota, Pichiomycetes, Serinales, Debaryomycetaceae.
AAAAAAUAUGACAAGUAAUAGAGGGUCUCCCAGAUCUAGUCGAGAGGAAAAGUCCCCAUUGAAGUCGGGCAAAGCAGUUGCACAUUCCAAUGGGAGUCCCACAAAGAAGGGAGAUAAGCCUCCACUAGGGAAGCAGAAUGAAUGUUGUGGUAGGCCAGGAUCUCAAGGUGUUGAGGACCUUAAUAAAGAUAGUUUGCAAGUUAAACGGAAGACUCAAGCCGAAAAAGAGCAAAACUCCCAUCAAAGACAUCAGCAAAUCCAGUUUUAUAAUUCACUUGUUGCUAAGGAAGAACGACGUAAGCGAUUUGAGAAUAGAAGAGGUACUACUGAUGAUGACUACGAGAUACUACUGCGUAGCAGUAGUCCCAUUCUGAUAGAUGAAUUUGAAUCACCAAAGAAGAAAAAAAGAGUAAGCUUUGAAUCUUGAUUAACAUUUAUACUAAUAUACAUUAACUAAUCUUAACUAUUUAAGAUGCGUAGAGUCAUCAUGGUCUAAGUAUCCAAACUUGAGAUAAGAGUUAUAUUAUCCCCUUUUAGUAGUAUUCUGCCUAGCUCUUCUUUGCUUCCAUCACUAGUUGACACUUCAAUUGCAUCGUCAAUAACAAUAUUCAUAAAUUCAUCAAAACCUCUUAUUUUACCCUGGAUUCUCAGCUGCGUUUGUUCGUAUAACCAAAUAGUCACCGGAGAUUGUUGUUGUAAAUACUUGAAAAUCAAGUUGAUGGGCGGGAGCAUUCCCUUCUUGGCCGGUGUCGACGACAUCUUAGCUUUCUGUAGAGUAGUGUUAUCAAACAAAGAGCUAAUGUUCUUCGUUCGUUUUUUCUGUCUAGUUUUUUUCGUUUUUUUGUGUGGA